AUGGAAUGGAGGACAAAAUAUGGUUCCUCUCCAGUUCUUUUAACUAGCGUCUCUACAGGAGAAGAAAAAGGGAAAGAGAUUGAGGGAUUUCCUUGUGUAUCACCUCUGGACGAUGGUAGGUCCUAAGAUCUCUUUUGCUCAUAUUAUCGCAGUAGUCGAUCGAUCGGUUUAUUAUGAUUGAACGCUUGUCUCUAAAGAGCUAAUUUUGCCUUUCAAUUAAAACUUGGAGAUAGUUUUCGUCUAAGAAUAGUCAUCGCAGUGUACAGGCUACACUACGAGCGAACGGAGGGGGGAAAAAUCUUGAGUUCGAUCACAUCGAUCGCGAUCAGUCUCCACAUAUCAGAUCUUUGGCAUAUUAUUCAUGUCGAUUCACAGCACCUGAAAGGAAAACUUUAUUAUAAAACUGAACCCUUGAGUUUGUAAGAGAAUGCCUGCACUGAAAAAAUUACCUUCGGCGCAGAAAAGACAUAGAUAAGAUGAUUGUUAUUAUUUCUUCUAAAUUGCACUCUUCCACUCUCAGCAUUAUUGUUGAUCUUCUUUUGCCCGCCAUAAAUCACUGGUAAUUUCUUGUUAAACAAACAUGUUUUUUUCAAACUUUCAUUGUUUAUGCUCACUUUCUAUUUGAGUAAAAAUUUCGAACUCACAAUUUAUUGUUAAACACAGUUUAUUUUGAAUUCGUAACAGCAAACCUUUUUUAAUAGCGAAUUUGUAGUGUGUAAAAUUAUGUAGCCCCUGAUAGGAGCUUAUCCUCAAGCAAGUGCUCUUAAAAAGUUUUUUUUUUCCCUGUAAAAACAGUCCUUGAACAUUUUAGGAAUGUAAUUUAUCAGCUUUCAUCUACUUUCUUUAAAAGUCUCUCUCAUCUAAAAACCAGCAGUUAAUAUAUAUUUUAUUUUCGCCUUUUUAAAGUUUAAUUUUAAGUGUAAGGUCAAUUUUUUGACAAUUACAAUGUAAUUUUUGUUUACAUGAUUAUUGGCUGGUUAAAAGUAUUAUCUUCUGGUUUGAAGCAAUUUUUUAAAUUUCUCAGUUUACAAAAAAAAAUAAUUGUAUUUUCGUGGCUCAAAAUAUAUUUGCCAUUAUUGAAAAAAAAAAUGUUCAGGGGUUGUCAGUGCUAUCGCUUUAUAAAUUAUGGAAAACAAAUUUAAAAGAUUUUAAAUGGCUUUAGUCUGAAAUCUACUUCAUGUACCAAGGACAUUUCAUUUAUUCAACUGAUAUAUUUUUCUCACAACAUUUUCAUGUAAAGAAAAUUUACUUACAUGUUCGUGUUUUUGUACUUAAAUGCAUAUGUGGGUUAAACUUCAGCUGUCAUUUACAUGUAAGCUGAAAACAUGUGUUUUGCAAAUGUUCAACUUCUCACAGAGAUUUCCUGAAUUUAUUAUGAACUGAUUUUCUUUAUAUCUACCUGAUUGCAGACUUCUCAUUGAAGAUUGGUUGUGUUUUAGAACAACAUAUGUUACAUAAAUAAAUAAAUUAUGAACAAUCAUGGCAUAUUUGAGUUUAUUUUAUUUACUUAAGUCCCUUUGCGAUAAUUAUUGUAUGAUCAGAUCAAGAAACAGAAUGAGAAAAAUAAUAUUGUCUGUAACUGCCACUUGCAAAUUGUUAGUUGAAAACUGUAAGACAUUAUUUUAUGACUAUCACAGAAAAUGGAUUACUCAAGAAGAGCAAAGUGCCAACCAUGAACUUACAAAGUUUAGUUGUGUACAUUUGUGCAUCUUUUCACCUUGAAAAAUAAUAAUUAUUCUAUGUACUACAAUAUGUACCAAAUACCUAAGUGUUACAUGGAAAAUUUGCUCCGACUCAGAAGUCAAGACUAACCUUAUACCCUUUGUAUUCAAAUUUGUUUUGAAAGCUUGGGAAAUUUCCUUGACAAUCAGGGAGAUAAUUACAAUCUUAGCAGCAUGAAAUAAAAGGUUGUGUCUGUUAGUCCAUGGAUGGCAGAUUUUGCAGUUGGGCUAGUGAUUUCUGUUCUUUUAAUUGCCAAUCUGUAAAACUGACUUUCUUAGAUAGUGUGAAGUCCUACGCAAACCAGGGCACUUGAAGGAAGAUUAUCUGAUCACAACAUUUUUUUGAAAACAAAAGAUUCCCAAGUUUUGUGCAAACAGACUUAUAACAUUCAUAAAUUUGAGGGUUGUUCCUUGAGAGAUCAGGUAAGUUUGCACCAUUGUAAAGUUUUUAAAGGUUGCAUAAGUUGAACCUUGAAUUUUAUUGGUUCAUUUGCAAAAAACUUGAUUUCAAAAUGCGUUGUGACUGAAUAAUCUUCCAAAUGCACUGAUUUGAGUAGUCGCAAUGUAAGGCAGACAAUAUCAUGUCCAAGUUAGAGUUCUUUUAAUGGUCAGCAACUAUUGCUGCUAUUUUUGCUAUCAAGCAGAAUGGAUGUAGUUUAAAUUAGCUGGUUCCAAGGUGAAUGUACCAACCCUUUAAUUUACUGUUUGGCUUCAGUCUUCCACGGUGCGUUUUAGUAUUAUAACUUGUGGGGGCCUUUGGUCACACCGCAGUAGCCACAACAGCUAUGUAUUUGUGAUCUGUUUUUACUAAAUUUUAAUAAUAUAAUAUCUUAAAAACUAUUGAGAAAUCGAUGCGUGCAUUAGUUUCUACCUCACAAGUCUUGCUUUUCAGCAUUGAUUCUUGAUGACUUAUUGAUAAAUUGUGAUACUCAAUUCUUGCAGGAUUUGAGAAUUUAGAUGAGAAUUAAAGACUCAUGACAGACUAGGAACUUUUAAAGUUGAUUUGAAUGGUACUAUUUGUUGCCAGCAAUUAACUGCAAGAUGUACAGCAAAACGUACAAUGCAAAAUAUCAGAUUUGGUAAAAUUUUCUACUGACUAGACAUACAUGUACAAAGUAAUUNGCGUUGUGACUGAAUAAUCUUCCAAAUGCACUGAUUUGAGUAGUCGCAAUGUAAGGCAGACAAUAUCAUGUCCAAGUUAGAGUUCUUUUAAUGGUCAGCAACUAUUGCUGCUAUUUUUGCUAUCAAGCAGAAUGGAUGUAGUUUAAAUUAGCUGGUUCCAAGGUGAAUGUACCAACCCUUUAAUUUACUGUUUGGCUUCAGUCUUCCACGGUGCGUUUUAGUAUUAUAACUUGUGGGGGCCUUUGGUCACACCGCAGUAGCCACAACAGCUAUGUAUUUGUGAUCUGUUUUUACUAAAUUUUAAUAAUAUAAUAUCUUAAAAACUAUUGAGAAAUCGAUGCGUGCAUUAGUUUCUACCUCACAAGUCUUGCUUUUCAGCAUUGAUUCUUGAUGACUUAUUGAUAAAUUGUGAUACUCAAUUCUUGCAGGAUUUGAGAAUUUAGAUGAGAAUUAAAGACUCAUGACAGACUAGGAACUUUUAAAGUUGAUUUGAAUGGUACUAUUUGUUGCCAGCAAUUAACUGCAAGAUGUACAGCAAAACGUACAAUGCAAAAUAUCAGAUUUGGUAAAAUUUUCUACUGACUAGACAUACAUGUACAAAGUAAUUUUUCAGGUUAUAAAGAAACAAAGUUACCAGUAUGGAAUGGGCAAUUUUUCUGUUGGUAUUGUGUUGUUUAAUAUUCACUGUGUAAAUUUUUACUUCAUAUUUCUCAGAUUAUCUCCUCCAUAAAGAAAAACAGAUUCCUGCUCAAUUGUUGGACAGAUGGCGGAAAGCAGCUCUAGCUGUUUCUUAUGCUUCCGUUUUUACUACUUUUGUUAUAGGUGUGAGUGCAUUUGGUAAGCAGACUGAUGCAAAAACUGUUGUUAUUAUAUGGUUCAGGGGUUAGGGCUGAGGAGUUUCCUGAAAAAACAAAAGGCUAAUAUUACUAGUAACAGAGUCAUAAUUGGAAUUUUUAAUAUUUUAUUCUGUAAUAAUUGUUCGCUAACAGAUUUCUGCAAAGUCUAGGUGGCUGGGACUCACUAUGAAUGUUAAAGCAUUUCCAAUGAUGAGUAGCACUUAGGAAUAACUGGGAAGUUACAAUCAUAUUUAAAUAUUAUGAUAAUUUAUAAAAAAAUGUUAACAUAAUAUUGUUUUUCUUUCUAUAGUCAUUUCCAGUUUGGCCAAAAGCUCUGCAGCAUUUGGCUUUGCAGUAAGUCCACAUGCUAUUUAUUCAACAAUAAUGAUUAAUAAUUAUAUCAAUAAUAAUGAUGAUGAUAAUGAUGAUGAUAAUGCUCACCUAAUGAUGAUGAUGAUGAUAAUAAUAAUAAUGGUAAUAAUAAUAAUAAUAAUAAUUAAUAAUAAUAAUAAUUAAUAAUAAUAAUAAUAAUAAUAAUAAUAAUGACUUUGUUCAGGGUAUCCACUAAAUGGCUCUUCACGUGAACUUCUACACUAAAGUUUCACAAUAAUUCAUUGAUAGUCUGGAAAAAAGAAUUCACUGCAGGGUAAUGGUGGAGCAUUUCUGCAUCUUCUUACAGACCUAUUUAAGAAUUAAGAGAUAUCCGUACUACACACUUUCCAACACCUACAUGUAAAGCAUGUAUAGGCAUGCAUAACUUCAUACAAUCCAUUUGACUGUACUGAUAGAAAAAAAAAAGAAUGAAGGUUUGGAAAUUCUGAUUCUAAAUUUCUUGAAGAUUUAAUUUUUUAUAUAAUCAGAGAAUUAAUGAUCCUCCGAAUAAAAAAAGAAGAAAGAAAACCUCAUUUGUACUUCAUUUUUUACCCUGUAAAAAUGGUAAAGUUCAAUUAGACUUGCUAUAAGUUGACCUCUCGAGUUUCAGUUUCAUAGCAGAGAGCAAGCAGGGCAAGCUUUUUAUCGCAGCCGAGCCAGCAUCAAAGUCGCCUGGGGUCCACUUAUCUCACAUGAUAAAGAACUUUUUCAAAAGUCUAAUUAACGUUUGAUAAAUAAUGCCAACUUUUCAUUCAGUAGAUUCCUGACUCCUGAAAAUCUGACAUGGAUAUUUUUUUCUCAGUUUGAUUCUUUAUUAGAUGUGUGUUCAUCACUGGUUGUUAUUUGGAGAUUUUGUGGGUUAGCCGGAAAACAAUAUUCGUGGGAAAGAGAAAGAAGGUACUGUCCAAAUAAUAUUAAUAGUACAUGAUUCUGUUCUAGAAAAAAAGCCGACCNUAAAGUUCAAUUAGACUUGCUAUAAGUUGACCUCUCGAGUUUCAGUUUCAUAGCAGAGAGCAAGCAGGGCAAGCUUUUUAUCGCAGCCGAGCCAGCAUCAAAGUCGCCUGGGGUCCACUUAUCUCACAUGAUAAAGAACUUUUUCAAAAGUCUAAUUAACGUUUGAUAAAUAAUGCCAACUUUUCAUUCAGUAGAUUCCUGACUCCUGAAAAUCUGACAUGGAUAUUUUUUUCUCAGUUUGAUUCUUUAUUAGAUGUGUGUUCAUCACUGGUUGUUAUUUGGAGAUUUUGUGGGUUAGCCGGAAAACAAUAUUCGUGGGAAAGAGAAAGAAGGUACUGUCCAAAUAAUAUUAAUAGUACAUGAUUCUGUUCUAGAAAAAAAGCCGACCCCAACCAGUGUAUGGCUAAUUGUUAGACCUUAGAACUAAUGAAAACACAGUGGAACCACAGGGCACAGAGGAGUUGUUUGUGACCUUGACUGUUGAUUGUAGUUAAAUUUUACAGUUGAUACCAUGCAUCACCUUUGUUUUUAUACUGUAAAAUCAAGCAAACCAACAUUUGAUCAACUUAUUGCCCUGGUUGUUCAAAAGUUGGAUAGCGCUAUCCACCGGAUAAAUGGCUCUCCAACGGAUAAGUAUUACAUAAACUAAUUAAGUUAUAAACUGGAUAGCGAUUUAUCCAGCGGAUAGCACUAUCCCCUUUUGAAUGACUGGGGCCUUGUAAUAUAUUAUCCAAUGCUGCAGAAAACUGCGGAAGGUAAUGACUGCGGAAGAAUAAAAAGGAAAGCUUCGCUUUCCACGGAGUAUCAGGAAAUAUUUUACCAGGUUUGUAACACGAUCGCAUGAUGGUUUGAUACAUGAAGUUCUUAGUCGAUUCUACAGUAAACAUAGGUGACUUGUGUGAUCAGCUGUAAAAUUUCGUUUCGCUUGCCAUCACAAAUGACUCCUCUGUACCCUGUGUGGAACCAGGGCUGUCAUUAAGAGGUUUGGGCCUGGAAUUUUCCCCAGCUACUAUGAAUGUUGCCCCCAGCUACUUUCAAAGAAAAUAUAAGAAAAAUAGAACCAAAAAAGAAACUCCUAGUUGUUUGAUUCCCCGGCUACUUUUUGUAUUUACCCAGCAACUUGAAAUCUUAGUGACAACCAUGGUGGAACCCUGCUAUUACAGACACCAAGGUAGCCUGCGUAGCAUGAUGGUUUUGUGCUUGCGGUUUCUCUGUCCUUGUGGCCUUUAUUACCUUGCACCCCCAACCCAAACCACUAUUCUGUGCAGACUAACACCAAGGGGACAUGCUCGCAUAGUGUCCAUAUUCUCAGGGUGUCUCUGAAAGAACAUCACAGACACAUGUUUUUUCAAUAUAAAGACCAAAGCAGACAUUUGAACGAGUAUGAAAGAAUUGUUUAAUUUUUUAAUUAUAACUGCAACAAGUUUGUCCUAGAGAAAUCUCACUGUCAUGCAUAUGCCAAAUUAGUCUUAGACUAAAAUUACCUGUUAAGUAUUAUUCUUGAAACACGAAAAUAGAAUCCAUGACUUCAGAUUACUUUACUUUGUACGUCUGACACUUUUAGUUUGCGACUCAGCCAGGUGGACUGAAUAUUAGUCAGAACUUUUGAAAGGUCACUUACCAUUUCUUUUAGGUUUUCAUUGGUAAGAUAUUCAGUUAUAGACCGUGAGCAGAAAAAAAGUGUCUUUAAAGCAGGAUUGACCAUUUAUAUGAAAGUUUGUGACUCAAUCGGGACACAGAAGGGUGUCCCUUGUCCAUAUUAACCUGUGUCCAUAAUAAGCGAGUGUCCGUAGGGCUGGUUCCACUAUAAUUCAGAAAAAGAUCGAAAAAGCUGUCCCUAGCUAUCAGGUUGACACUGAUCAAUGUUCUCUCUGUUGCAGAGCCUGUAUAGUGAUUGCUUUCCUGUUUGUCGUGUCUGGAACUGGUAUAUUUAUCAGAGCAGUCAGGGCACUAAUUGUGGAGAAGCAUCCCCUCAAAGUAAGUUUGCCAUGUUUGUUUUACCCUUUUACCCUUUUACCCCAAAAUUUUCCCUGGAUGGGAUGCCUGUCCAUCACAGGCUCAUUUCCUGCAGUAUGUCCAGUAAACAAUUAUACACCUGGUUGGCCUGUUCACAGGCCGGGCUCUGUUUUCUCUUAAGCAGGGCAUCGAGCGUGCGUAUGAAAAUAAAAACUGCGCGCUGCGCGCUCUCUGUCGUGCGCUCGUUUCGUUUGCGCGCACACUAAAUUGUCGAUAAAAAACGAAAAACGUGUAAUAGGGACCUUAAAAUGCGUAGGCGGCGACGCCAGCAAAAACGUUGCUUAAAUUCGCGCUAUUUCAACCUUCAUAGCGAUUACUCCAACUCAAUUACUUUUUCAAAUGUAUAUGUAUGCGACCUCUCCUGGACCCCCUACCAGUUUUAUCCAAGUUCAGAAGAAAAUUUCGUCGUUGCUUGUUUACGUCCUCCAUAAAUCGAGAAAUUAGGCACGACGUAGUCGAGCAGUGCUAGUGACGGCCCAGAAAUGAGCCAAACAGUGUGUUGCGCGUGCAAACGUUGUGUUCUUAUUGCUUUGACGUUUUUGUUGCCGUUACCUACGUCGGGUCUUAAGGUCCCUAAUGUACGAGACGAGACGAGACGAGACUGUUAAAAAUACUUUUGAGCGGUUCUGUACAAGCGAAGUUUAUUAUUCAAAGGAAUCAUUAUCCUUCUUUCAGUUCACCGGCAUUGAAGCAAUUUCUGGUGUGAGUGUGGUGGCUUUUAGUUCAUUAGCUUGGAUGAAGUUUGCAAUCGCUGAUAAACUGAGCAGUGCAUCUCUCCGCACUGAUGGUACGUAAGUCGGCAUGAUGAUUUUUGAAGAGUUGAACUUCUAGUCGAUUAGUUGUAGCCACUAUACUGAGUACAUAUUAAGUUUGAAGCUUAUUGUUUGUAUAAUUAUAACAAUAUAUUUAUAAUAAUGUACUGAGCUGCAGGUAGCUAAGCUAAUCGUGGCAGGUCAGUCUCACGAGGUGUUUUUUUACAGUAUUAGGAAAGAGUUUGACAAAAAGCCGCGAUUUAAUUAGCAAAGUAAGAGUUUUGCAAAGGAGAGAGACUGUGUCGUAAUAUUAUUGUAUUAGGAGCGAGGGAAGGUUUGUUGAUGGUCAGAAAACAUCUUAGUCCUUGACAAAGUCAAUGGAAUUUCGAAAGAAGUUAUUUCCAAAUUUUCACCGGGUUUUGAUUUUGAGUGACAUUUUGUUCAAAAAGCGAUCUGUAGCAGUUCAUCGAUUUUGAUAUGGAGUAGAACAGUCAUGGCUUGCAAAAAAAGGCUACAGAAGAUGCAAAUGAAAAUAAGAUUCAAACCCAGUAAAAGGCGUUUAUAUUAGCUGAAGGAUUGGUCAAUUUUUCGCUCCAACGACUCCUCCCCGUUUUUUCCUCUGCGUUGUUUUCAUCGCGUCGCAUCACCAUUUUUUAUUCUGAACCUCUGAAACAGCCAAUUUUAUAACACUGACGUAAAGACUUGCCACUUGCAAAACAAGAGGUUUUCUUUAUUUCUGCACUAAGGCCUCUUGCAAACUGUUGUUGUUGUUGUUGUUGCUUUCUUUUAGCUUUUAACUCAACAGCCGGUGCCGCUAUGGCUUUGGGAAUGGUUUUAAGUACAAUGCUGUAUCAAUAUAACAGAAAUAUUUGGUAUCUCGAUGCCUCCGUUGCUCUUUGUAUAGCAGUCGGAUUGUUUGGGUACGGAAUUAGGUGAGUGUUUUCGUAUUUAGGAGCCCUUUUUUCAAAAAGCUGAAAUAUCGAAAUGUUGAGUCAAGAUAACUUGUCUCAUUUUAUCUUUUUUUUUUUUCAACAGGCUUCUGGGGAAUCUUUUACCUGCAAAGGGAAAAUUCCCUCCACCCGGUGAAGCAUUUGAUUAG
This is a messenger RNA of Porites evermanni, 8872 nucleotides long. NCBI's taxonomy places the organism in Eukaryota, Metazoa, Cnidaria, Anthozoa, Scleractinia, Poritidae. The record is from the annotation of a GenBank genome assembly.